Zingiber officinale is the source of this 1612-nucleotide messenger RNA. RefSeq names its product serine carboxypeptidase II-3-like. The transcript has 8 exons. Gene Ontology annotation, molecular function: serine-type carboxypeptidase activity. Lineage: Eukaryota; Viridiplantae; Streptophyta; Magnoliopsida; Zingiberales; Zingiberaceae. The coding region runs from base 51 to 1529 and encodes 492 amino acids. Gene Ontology annotation, biological process: proteolysis. The record is from RefSeq and is a predicted model, not a curated record. Gene Ontology annotation, cellular component: vacuole.
UCCCAUAAAUAAGAUUCUAUUCCAUUCUAUUCCUCAUUCCCAAUCAAACAAUGAAGCCAAGUUUCAGUUGUCUCUUCUUCUUCUUCUUCCUCCUCCUCUGUUUCUUACACUGCGUGACUUCCAGCAUAGCGAGGCAGAGAGAUGCGCUAAACAAGUUCUACUUUAACAACGAAGCAGAGAGGUCGUCUUCUUCUUCUUGGGCGAGCAGUCUUCUUUCAGUAUCCGGCUUGGAGUCGAAGGUCUACGACAAUAGCGGGCUAAAGGAGGGGGACAAGGUUGUUCUGCUGCCUGGCCAGCCAGAAGGGGUGCAUUUCGAUCAGUACGCGGGGUAUGUCACAGUCGACAGAGCCAACGGACGGGCUCUGUUUUACUACUUUGCCGAGGCUGUCGAGAACAGCGGGUCGAAGCCUAUUGUGCUCUGGCUCAAUGGAGGGCCAGGGUGUUCGUCGCUAGGGUACGGCGCCAUGGAGGAGCUCGGGCCGUUUCGGGUCAUGAGCGACGGCAAGACUCUAUACAGGAAUCCCUACGCUUGGAACAAAGUGGCGAACAUCUUGUUCCUGGAGAGCCCCGCCGGUGUCGGCUUCUCUUACUCCAACACCAUGUCGGACUACUCCAAGAGCGGAGACCGUAGGACGGCGAUCGACGCGCUGGUUUUCCUCGUCAACUGGUUCGAGCGGUUCCCAGAGUAUAAGCGGAGGGACUUCUUCAUCACCGGCGAGAGCUACGCCGGCCACUACGUUCCCCAGCUCGCCCACGCCAUACUCCACCACAAAGAUCACCUCAUCAACCUCAAAGGCAUCGCGAUUGGGAACGCGGUGAUCAACAAGGAGACGGAUAGCAAGGGGACGUUUGACUACUUUUGGACGCACGCGUUGAUUGCCGACGAGACCAUCCACGCGAUCCACAAGUUCUGCAAUUUCUCGCCGGACGCCCCGCUGACAGCUCCUGAGUGCGAUAGGGCGGUCGACGAGGCCAACCUCGCCGUGUACGAGUUGGACGUCUACAACAUAUACGCGCCGCUGUGCUUCUUGUCGGGCGUGGCGCCGACUCCCAAAUCACCCUCGAUUGAGAAUUUUGAUCCUUGUACUUCUAAUUACGUGGAGACAUACCUUAACAAUCUUGAGGUACAGAACGCUCUACAUGCCAAUGUCACAAAGCUCAAUUACACCUGGUCUGGUUGUAGCCAAGUGAUAACUAGUUGGUCAGAUCAGCCUUCCACAAUGUUGCCAAUUAUUCAUGAAUUAUUAUCUAAUGGGAUUAGGAUUUUGAAGUACAGCGGUGACUUUGAUGGAGUAGUUCCUAUUACUUCCACAAGAUACUCCCUCAAGAAGAUAAAGCUUAGAGUGAAGGCUCCAUGGAGAGCUUGGAUGCUUAACAGUGAGGUUGGGGGAUACACUGUGGUGUAUGAUCACAAUUUGAUAUUUGCCACUGUUCGAGGAGCAGGACAUGAGGUUCCAAGUUAUCAGCCAGCUCGAGCUCUAGAGAUGAUCAAGAGUUUUCUUCAAGGACUACAUCUCCCUGCAGUUUAAGUGUUUCAACAAAGAACCAAUUGAUUUGUUGUUGUUUAUUGUGAUAUCAAACGUCAAAUAAAAUCCAAUCUAUGAUUUUUAAA